Phlebotomus papatasi is the source of this 2103-nucleotide messenger RNA. Its product is annotated as DDB1- and CUL4-associated factor 11. The record is from RefSeq and is a predicted model, not a curated record. Gene Ontology annotation, biological process: proteasome-mediated ubiquitin-dependent protein catabolic process. Gene Ontology annotation, cellular component: Cul4-RING E3 ubiquitin ligase complex. NCBI's taxonomy places the organism in Eukaryota, Metazoa, Arthropoda, Insecta, Diptera, Psychodidae. The transcript has 4 exons. Bases 255 to 1829 code for a protein of 524 amino acids. Gene Ontology annotation, molecular function: protein binding.
UGUCAGCGCCAGUGGGAACUCAAAGAAGUAAUCUGUGUCAGGCUCGCUUUGGUGAAAACGCAAUUUUUGUUUCUGUAUUUUAUCUGUGAUUUUCCUGUAAAUUCUUAAGGAAUUUGAUUGGUUUUUCCAUCUGUACAUUGUCUACAGAGGGCUAACUUACAAAGAGUGCAGGGUGACUGGAAAUCAGAGGCGGAUUUGAGAGAUUUGUUGGCCUGCUGCGCAAAAAAAAGCCGAAGGAAUUUCGCAACAUCGCCAUGGACUUCAUGGAUGAAGAUCUGGAUGAGGAUGAGACCAUGGAGGACAGUGAUUCAGACUACGAACCAAUCCUCAAUUCCAUCCUCUUUCACGAUCGCGAUGGUUUCAGGGGUUCUUCGGCCACCACCAGACGCCACUACAUCCUCCUGGUGCUGCAGAAUCUCGUGGGAAGUGGCCUGAUUGAAUAUGAGGGUGAGGGCUGUAUUCGAAAAUUGCCCAAAAUCCAGGGCAAACAGACCACAGACAAGCUCAUCAAGAAUGACAUCUACCAGAGUGUCUUGCAGGCGUCUGGUCACAGAAGCACUGCAAAUCAACCCUGGAGUCUGGUGAAGAUGAUGAGUGAUCGACAGCAUCAGAACUCAUGGACGGCCUCGCAGAAGUGCAAAGUGAACAAUGUGUUUCUGCCCAACGGCAAAGAACGCACGGCCAUGAGGUACGAUUCCAAGGUCUUCUGCGGACAAUUCACCCCAGAUGGGAAGCACUUUGUGACUGCGUGUCAGGAGGGCGAGAUUCGUGUGUACGACGCCACCACAUCCGCCUACAAUCACGUGAACACUCUCAUGGGGCGAGAUGUUGAAUGGAGCAUUCUGGAUCUGGACUUCACGCCCGAUGGACGAGAGUUUGUCUAUGCCACAAGGUCGAGUUGUCUUCACGUGGGCGAUCUAUUGGGACGCAGUGCUGAGAUCGUUUGCAUUCCUUUUGAUGAGUGUUCGAUUCAUAAGUUCGCCUCGUAUUCCGUCCAAUUUGCGAAUGGCGGCCGCGAGAUUAUUGCGGGUUGCAGCGAUGGAGCGGUUUCGGUGUACGACCGGGAGGAGUCUGUGUGGACGGAGCGUGCCUUUGAGGACAAUAUGGAGGUGAAUGCGGUGCGUCUGCUGGAAGACAAUUCGCAUAUUGUGUGUGCUGGAUCAGAUGAUGGCACUGUCCGGAUAUAUGAUCGUCGUUCGAUGGCUAUGAAGACACGCGGGAGUGUGGGGAUGUUUGUAGGCCAUUUGGAUGGUGUGACGUCGAUUGAUGUGAAGAAUGACGGGAGGUACUUCAUUACAAACUCAAAGGAUCAAACGAUAAAGCUUUGGGAUGUACGUGUGAUGUCCAAAGAGAGUCAGAUUCAGGAAUUUGCGGCUGGGAAGAGGGAUGCUUUUCGUGAUUGGGACUAUCGUUGGAACAAUGUUCCGCCUAGCUACUACAAGGUCAAUGAUUUGGCUGGAGAUACGAGUGUGAUGACGUAUCGGGGUCAUCGGGUGAUGAAGAGUCUCAUCAAGGCCAAAUUCAGUCCGGCCAGUAUGACUGGCCAGAGAUACAUUUAUACUGGCUGUGGAACUGGGUACCUUGUGAUGUAUGAUGUCCUCACGGGGGAGAUGAUUCAGGCUCUCCGGGGACAUAAUAAUAUUGUGAGAGAUGUAGCCUGGCAUCCGCAACGUUCGGAGAUACUCACAAGUUCUUGGGACUGCAAUGUGAAUUUGUACACUUACGGAUGGCCGGAAACAAAGAAGAAAGCUCCCCCAAGUACCGGUGUUACACUCAGACGUUCCCUCAGGAUUGCCAAUCGCAAUCGUCAUCGAUCGGACUCCUCAUGAAGGAUACGCAAAAGACAGGUAUUCCCUCUCAUCUAAUCUUCGAUCUUUGUUUUUUUUCUCUAUUUUAUUUGGAUUCUUUUUUUUCAAGCCAUCAUUUUCCAUUAGAUGGCAAUUUUCUUCUCAAAAAAAAAAAAAAAAACGAGGGAAAUUAUUUAAAUAACAAGGGAGAGAGAUAGAGUUGAUUUUGAUAAAUUAAGUUUUGUAUUUGGGAAAAACAAAAAAAAUGAAGAGGAAAUCCUUGGUCAUAAUAAAUAUUAUAAUUUGGAUUAUUAAA